GCGAGUCGAGACCCGAAACUACGGGAAGAGCUCGGUGGCAGCGCAGGAGCUCCCGUGCUAAUCGCCCGUUCUGACCGUGCCGUAGCCCAAACGAUGAACGUGCAGAAGGUCUUCUCGGGUCACUGAACGGAACUGAGCUCCGGGACCAGACGCACGGGGGGAUGACUGAAGUUCGAGGCUUCCCGUUGCUGCUGGCCGCUACCUGCCUGGUCGGGUUGGUGUUCAGUCAGACAACAUUGGUUCCUGCGGUAACCAACGGCACGGCUCUCCCCACGGCUACGCCCACCCCUGGCCUUCCCACAAUCCCUAGCACCACCCUUCCCACAAUCCCUAGCGCCACCCUUCCCACAAUCCCUAGCGCCACCACUCCCAUGAUGCUCAGCACCACCGCGCCCGGAUGCUCCGCCCUCAACUCCUCCAGCUGUGAGGCCUGCGUGCCCGGCUCCUACUCCGACAACGAGACGCUGCUGUGCUCGUGUUGUGCGGUGGGCGGGAUGUGUAUGUUCUCGGGGGCGUGUCUUCCCUGCCCCCUGGGAGCCUAUCAGCCGCUAGCAGGCCAGCAGCACUGCAUCCCCUGCAGCCCAGGAUUCUACAGCAAUUUGACGGGGAGUCCAGUUUGUCAGUCGUGUCCACUUGGCUUUUACAACAAUGCCUCAGGAUCUACUACCUGCAGCAGCUGUUCUCCAGGCUUCUAUGCCUCCAGGCAAAAUGCCUCAUCAUGCAGUCCCUGUGCUCAAGGAACCUACUGCAACUCCUCCAGCUGUGCCCAAUGCCCCGUGUGUCCUGCAGGAACUGAAUCUCUUCAGGCUGCAGCCAGGGACUGCACGCCCUGUCGCCCAGGCAUGCACAAGGAUCCUUUCCAGCUGCUGUGUCAGAUCUGCAGCAGUGGCUUCUAUCAGAUCCGUUGGGGUCAAGCCAGCUGUGAUGUGUGUCCAGAGAACCACUACUGCCCAAGUCCGGAUGUGAGCCCUAUCCAGUGUCCAGCGGACGCCUUCUGCCCCGAGGGCAGCACAGCUCCGGGCUACUGCAUGGAGACCUUCUUCCGUAAGGUGGGCGAGACGUGUGAGCUGGCCCCCGUCACCAUCGCCCUGCUGGUCAUCGGAGGAGGAGUGGCGCUGCUGUUUGUGGUGCUGCUGGUGUUGCGGAGGAGGCGUGAUGUGGACGGUGAGCUGUCGCUCUCUCGCACGCCGCUGCUCAGGAAGGAACGGCCCGCCGGACGCUUCUACGGCCUGCCCUGCGACGCCGAGCCCGUCUACGCCGGAUGGUGACCUUUGACCCCUGCCCUGCGACGCCGAGCCCGUCUACGCCGGCUGGUGAACUCUGACCCCGUCUGCCGACUGAACCCACAUCAUGACCUCUGCACCAGAGCUUCAUCUCCUCUGCUCUACCAGUGACUGAUACAGAAACACACACACACACACACACACACACACACCUGAGCCCUGUUUCAUCACACAUCAUCUGUAUGAACCGUUUUUGUCUCUGUCUGUUACACAAAACUGGAGGAGCAUUCCUGAGUUCAUCUGUCUGACGGCAGUUCCUUGACCGACUGUCCUGAUAGCUGACGGACGUUUGCGGAUUCCUCUGUAUGGAUGUCUGUGCUAGCAGCUGUUGCUUUUCCUCUUCUCUUAGUUUGUUUGAUUGUUGCAGUUUUGCACUGGGCUUUAACGCAAAGCCACGGCAACGCCUAACCAUGCUUGGGCAUGUGCCAGCCCCGUCCUCCUCCUCCUCAGAGAGAGUCUGUUUUGGUGCCUCAAAGUUAUUACUUUUUUACUCUGUCUCCCUGGUACUGUGCCUUAUGUGUCUCACUAUUUUAUGUAUUUAAAGUGUUGCUUCUCAAGAGAUCCUUUCUAUUAAAGAAAUGUAACAUUAUUUGAAAGAUGUAUGUUUUAAAGAAAAUGUACCCUGCUGAAAAAAACAGCCUGACCAGCUUAAGGUGGUUUGCUGGUUGACCAGCUUGUUUGACCACCCUAUGGUUGAGCAAAACUCUCGCGAAAACAUACCUUCAGCUGGUCUACCUAUCUUACGAUGGUAAUUCAGCUGGUUUUGAUUGUCGUACCACCUCAAGCUGGUCAUUUUAGUUGGUGUUGCUGGUCUACAUUGCUGGUUUUAACUGGCCACGCCAGCUUAUGUUGGUAGAAAACCAGUUUGACUUUGUCAAGCUUGGCAGGCUGGUCACCAGCAUGACCAUCUUAAACCAGCUGUAUCCCACACGACAGGCUGGUCACACCAGCACGACCAGCUUCCUCAGAUGGUCACGCCAGCAUGUCUAGCUGGUGGCCUAAACAGCUACACCAGCAAAGACCAGCAAUAGCUGGAAGAAAACCAGCAAAGACCAGCUAAAACCAGCUAAAACCAGCUACCAGCAUAAGCUGGUUUCUUGCUGGUUUUUUUCAGCAAGGUAGUCAUUCCAGAAAAUAUGUUGGAAUCAAAUAAAAUAAAAUUGCACUA
Molecule: messenger RNA, 2451 nt
Organism: Sardina pilchardus (European sardine)
Lineage: Eukaryota; Metazoa; Chordata; Actinopteri; Clupeiformes; Clupeidae
Product: multiple epidermal growth factor-like domains protein 9
Exons: 9
Coding region: 162-1268 (368 amino acids)
Molecular function (GO): protein binding
Source: RefSeq, a predicted model, not a curated record